AUGGAGGUCAAUAAAUUCACAGCCUUCACUCUCGGAGUGAUCUAUCCUCAGAGACAAGGCAUGGCCUGUGACGACUUCUUUGUUGACUUCCAAGUCCGGACAAAAUUUCACAUCGACACAUACAGCCUUCAUACUUUGCUCGACCUUGCCGCCGAAGCCAAACUGGCCAAUAACAUCCUGAACCAGAGCAAGCCGCUCGAGAUAAUCAAGGCCGAGUUCCUGGAGUUUCAGGCAUUCAUAGACUCAAUUCUCCCCCCUAUCCCUCAUUCCCAGAUUACUUGGAAGACUGUCUAUAUUGCGCAAGGCAUUAUUGUCGAUGGAGAUGUCGAUGAGGAUGAUGAUGAUGACGAGGUCUAUGAACUAGAGAAUGGAUAUUACCUAGAUUGGUCCCCAAGCUCGAGUGCCAGCAGCGUCACUUCCGAAGAACCCACCCAAGGCAAUGGAUUCGGCAAGAUCGAACCUCAGAUCCUUCUUCAACCUGCUGAACUGCCGCUCCUUACAACCUACAAGAACGCCUACGGCACCAAGGAGAGGCUGUCGAUCUUCUCGAACGAGUUCUUCGAGGUUCGCAGGUCUGCUACGGCUGGUUGGGGCGCUUUCGCGAGCAAGAAGCUGUACCAGGGCGACCAGAUCCUCGUCGAAAAGGCUCUCUAUCAUGCCAUCUACGCAGAUGUGACCACGUCUGUCGAAUCUUUGCCGGAGAAGGAGCGCCUGAUCGCCAAUGAUAUGUUUGGCCAUAAAGGUCGGGAAGGCGAGACCCACGAGGAGGCGGUUUGGAACACGAACGCUUUCGCGGCAUAUGUCCCCUCAAAGUCGGGCAACAAGAGGAACAUGCCUGGUCUUUUCGCUAUUGCGGGCCGCUUCAAUCACUCCUGCUUGCCCAAGAUUGACUACAAGUACCGUGCCAGUCACGAGUCUCUCGUGUUCACUGUCAGGGACUGGGUGAUUGAAGAGGGCGAGGAGCUGACGAUCUCAUACGGUCAAGAUCCCUCGGUGCUCUAUUACAAGUACGGCUUCAUCUGCGAGUGUGGCCACUGCCGUAAAUUCGAUCCGCGCAAGUCUGAGUGGUCCUGA
Molecule: messenger RNA, 1074 nt
Organism: Colletotrichum fioriniae
Lineage: Eukaryota; Fungi; Ascomycota; Sordariomycetes; Glomerellales; Glomerellaceae
Molecular function (GO): protein binding
Source: RefSeq, a predicted model, not a curated record